This is a messenger RNA of Gilbertella persicaria, 441 nucleotides long. RefSeq lists its product as uncharacterized. NCBI's taxonomy places the organism in Eukaryota, Fungi, Mucoromycota, Mucoromycetes, Mucorales, Choanephoraceae. The transcript has 3 exons. The record is from RefSeq and is a predicted model, not a curated record. Bases 36 to 368 code for a protein of 110 amino acids.
UUUUUUCUCUUUCUUUAUAUAUAUAUAUAGAUACCAUGUCAAAUACGGCUGACCAUGACCAAGAUACGCAUGCCUUUUUUGAAGAGGUAGAGAGAGAGAGAAAAUUCGAUUAUGAGACAUGCAGUGCUUCGCAAGCAUUCGAUGCUGUAUUUCAGUGUUACACACUCGGAUCUCAGGCCAUUCAUUACUAUCGCUAUGGAGCCAAAAAAGACUGUUCAGGCAAAUGGGAUGACUUCAAGUUUUGUUUAAAGACAAAGACAAAGCCUUCUGAUGUUGCUGAUGCCAUGAUUAGAGAACGAAAAGCAGCUAAAGAAGCGAUAAAGAAACAAGGACGAAGUUCAGAAGAAGUUUGGGAAGCUAGGCAAUAGAUUUUUUUUUUUUUUUGCAUGAUAAAACUCAGAGUAGGCGUGGCUUAAGUAACAAAUUCAAUAAACGCGUUUC